This is a messenger RNA of Hydra vulgaris (swiftwater hydra), 1190 nucleotides long. RefSeq names its product glutaredoxin domain-containing cysteine-rich protein CG31559. NCBI's taxonomy places the organism in Eukaryota, Metazoa, Cnidaria, Hydrozoa, Anthoathecata, Hydridae. The record is from RefSeq and is a predicted model, not a curated record. Gene Ontology annotation, biological process: sensory perception of sound.
UAUACUUACGGAUGAGUAUCGUUGCAAGUUGUUUUUUUUUGUGUGCAAAAUAAAAAUCUUUAAGGACAUUAGAUUUACAAAACGGAAAGAUUAAUUGCAUACGAGAUUUUUUAAAUAAAAGUUCCAGUUACACAAAAAAUAGAUUUUAGCAUCACAAAUAAAACACAUUAAUAAAAUCGAAACAUGUAUUAUCUUUAUUAAUGAUUUAAUUUCAACAAAAAAAAAUGUCUUACGAAUCUUUAGACAAUCAGUUUAAUGAAAUUGAAAGAAAUGAACAUAAUAUCACGAGGACAGUUCAGCCAAGGUAUUGUAAUGACCAAACUAUUCAAAACCUUUACGAAGAUGGUGACAUUAUGCAAGAUUAUGAAAUUGAAAAUAAUUCAACUAGUAAAAUAAACAAAUUGAAUCAAUAUGACGAUAACAUAAACGAUACUUUCAAAACUUCUGACAUUUCUGAUAAUAAUUAUAAUAAUUGUAACGAUACUGAAUUGGGUGAGUUUAAUUUUUAUUAUUAUAAAGCAGAUUUAUUGGGUCACGAAUUAGAAAAUGAGGAAACCAAUAACAACAAACCAGAAGAGAGUUGCUUAGCCUGCACAUUAAGUGAAAUAAGAAGCGACUUCGGAACUGUUCGUGGUUUACAAUCAAAAGUAGCAAUGAUAGUAAAGCAAUUUAACAACAACAAAACAAAUAGCAAUUUUCUCCAUACUUGUGACAUUGGUUUAAGUCCAGAAUAUAAAAAGGUCAUUAUUUACACUACAAGCUUAGGAGUUAUUAGAAAAACUAAAUCAGAAUGUCUCUAUGUUAGACAAGUAUUUAGAAUUUUAAUGGUAAAAACCGAAGAACGGGAUAUUUGUUGCCAAGAAAAUCGGAAAAUUUUUGAAAAACAGUUUAAAGGUCUAACUCCUCCUCAAGUAGUCAUAAAAGGUGAAUACGUUGGUGGUCGAGACCGAAUUGAAGCUUUACUUGAAACUGGUCAAAUUUAUAAUUUAAUUCGUUACAUUGAUAAAGUUGAAUACAAUCGGCAAUCAUGCAAAAACUGCGCAGGGCUAUAUUAUAUUAACUGCCCACACUGUUUAGGAAGCCGAUGUUCAAAAUAUCUUCGUUUUACAAGAAAAUUGUUUCGAUUGAACUGCACUUUCUGUACAGACGGUCUUAUUAGGUGUUUAGAAUGUUUAGAUAUGUUAAGUUAG